Molecule: messenger RNA, 1177 nt
Organism: Morus notabilis
Lineage: Eukaryota; Viridiplantae; Streptophyta; Magnoliopsida; Rosales; Moraceae
Product: protein DEHYDRATION-INDUCED 19 homolog 3
Exons: 5
Coding region: 274-957 (227 amino acids)
Source: RefSeq, a predicted model, not a curated record
AUCCAAACCACAAAGACCGAAAGUCCUUCGUCAUUUACACGCUUUUACUUUUUGUUUUUGUUUUUGUUUUUGUUUUUUUUUUUCCUCUGGCCCCUAAACCCCACACGCUUAUAUAGCGAGACCGACAGAAAGCAAACUCCUUUAAUUUUUUUGUUGCAUCUUUUGCAAAAUCCUGAAAACCCAUCAUUUAUUUCAACCCAAGUACUUAUUGAAGAAGAAAAAAAAACUUCUUUUUUUGGUUUUUUGUUUAUUGUUUUUUUUAACUUAAAUUCAAUGGAACAUGAUGGUUGGAGCUUUGCUGGCCUCUCUGCCGCUUCCUUAAGAAGUACUUAUCAUCAUCAUCAGUCCACGCUCAAGUCUCACUCCGAUUUCUAUAUCGAGUUCGAGGAUUUUGAUGGAGAUGAUGAAGAUUUAAGGUUGGACUUUCCGUGCCCGUUUUGUUCGGAGGAUUUUGAUUUGGUUGGGCUUUGUUGCCAUUUAGAUGAGGAGCAUCCUUCGGAGGCAAAAUCUGGGAUAUGUCCUGUUUGCGCUACGAGGGUGGGGAUGAACAUGGUUGGUCACAUUACGACACAGCAUGUGAACUUCUUUAAGGGUCAGCACAACUUGAAACCUCAUAAAGGGGAGUGCUUAGCCCUUUCUUUCUCAAGGAAGGAGUUGCAGGAUGAACAUUUUCGAUCUAUUUUUGGCGGUUCACCGUCGCCAGUUUCCACCUCCAAGAUGGCACUUGAUCCACUGCUGUCUUUUCUUCAUAAAGCACCCACUUCUGAGAAGUCGGAUGAUCUGCAGUCUAUUUCUUCUGCUGAAGUAGUCUUAGAAGAGAAAACCUCGGAAGAAGCAUCGUUGGAAGGAAAUAGUCGCCCACCUCCUUUAUCAGACAAGGACCAAGAGGAGAAAGCAGAAAGAUGCAAGUUUGUACAGGGUCUACUAUGGUCAACCUUCCUGGAUGAUGGCUUAUGAAUGGCCCACUUCGUAUUUUUACAAGAGAAGUCAAGUGCCGCUGUUUAUGUAGUGUUUGCGUUUACUGAUAUAUUAACAGCAAUAGGUUAGAUAUAGGAAUUCAAUGUAAUGCUUAUUGUAUAAUUCAGCUCAAGUAUGUAAGCCCCUAAAGAGGCAGACUCUCAUUUUCCCAGCUUUCUAUAAAGCUUCUGCUAAUGCAAAUCUUAUCCUUUACUCUCUU